UAGUGACUGUUGAUUCACUCCCUUUGCAGCAGCAGCAGCAGCUCCACUUCCUGAUACACCUGUUUGUCAGGUAGCAUCAAGAAUGUGCCUCCGCCGCGGACACACUGAGUCAUGACUCCACAGACUAUGGACGCAAGCUCACCCGCGCCUUGACGCAGCUCCGUCUUUUCCUCCAUUAUCAUUUACUAUUAGUGUUAUCGUCGCGGACUAAAAUGCGCCAGGGGAACUCCGCUGUGACCGCGGCGUGGCUGCUGUGUGCGCUCGGCUGUUUGGUCCCUCCUCUAGUCUCCUCCAUCUUGGUGAGUUCUCCGGCAGAAGUCCAUGCGUCCAGUGGGGACGCUGUCAAGUUGUCUUGCGCUUUCACUUCCACCAGCAGGCCAACCAGCAAGAUGACUGUGGACUGGUCUUACAGGCCCCAGAGUGGAGGCCCACCACAGACAUUUUUCCACUUCUCCUCACGGGCGUUCCUUCCAUCAGACGGUCAGUUCGCUGGUCGUAUCCAGUGGCAGGGAACCCCGGCGCGAGGGGAAGCCUCCAUCUCGUUGAUCAACGCCACGUUGAGCGAUAAUGGGACCUUUACAUGCUCAGUUAGAAACCCUCCUGAUGUCCACGGGUCCCCAACUUCACACACAGUACUCACAGUCACACCAAAAGCCGUCAGCAUUCGCUUCUCUGAUGUUGCCGUCCUGCUCGUUUUCAUCCUCCUCCCCUCUGGUGUCAUCACCCUCAUUCUGAUUGGACGGAUAAUCUGUCCCAAGAAGAAGCGCAGCCAAUCAAAGGCCUACAGAUCACCCAUAGAGGUCACGGAGGGAGAGGAGUAUGGCGUCCACCCACCGGGGGUCAAAGAAAAGGGGGCCUCAUGCUGUGACCUAUAUUUGAUGGACUCGGACGAUGAAGAGGAGUAUUACAACAUAGACAAGAAGCCUCCAGUGGAUGAAGGUUAUGCCGAGUCUCAGUUCUAGAGAACCCUUGUGGUUGAGAGAUGUAACUGUACAAAUCUGGACCUUUUCCUGACGAAGGGGAGUUACAGAAUGGAAAUCAAUGCUGGAUUCAUGUCGUCUGUGCCACCGUCAACCACUCAUGGAGCCACUCUGGUGAUGGAGUUUACGUUUUGUGGUGACCCCCUUUUUGUAUUUUUGUAUUAAGACGAUCAGAGUUAUCUGCACAGCAUGAUAUUCACACUAUUAAAUACAGUAUAGCAAUAAUUUGUUUUACCUUUUGUUCACAAGCCCCAAGUUUUCUAAAAGCUUCCCAAAAACCACUUCACAGCUUUUAUACCUCUGUGCUGUGGGAGAGCAGAGGUAUAAAUUCUUUAAAAAAUCUCAGAGUCUGGGGUUUUAAUUUGAUAUUAUUUGUUUAUUGUACGUGUCCAGGUCAGUAGCUGGGAUCAUCCUGCCCAUUAACAACUGACCCAGUGCAUGCAGACACAAAUACACAGACCAGCACUAUGUUUAUUUUUAUAUUUUGAUUUCAAAGUUUCACUCUUAUUUUGAAGGAGAUAGAUCUGUUUUGUCUAAUUUAUUGCCUGUGUCAAAGCGGCUGUAUGAAAUGUGUCCGUGCCUAUGUUGAACUUUUAGUUGAAUAUUUCUGUUUAUAUUCUUAAUAUUUGGACAGAAAAUAAAUAAAUUGAUGUGCAACAUUAGCUGCAACCACUUAAUACUAUUUAUGCUAUAAUACUGUAUAUAAAGUAUAUUUGAAAUGUCCUCUGUAUAUUACUGUACUGCAUGUCCGAGGUGAAUGUGUGUGUCUGCCAUCUUACUAUACUUUGGGGAUGUCUGGACUGAGUCUUGGUUUUGGAUUCAUAGAUUGCUUGUGUUGAUUCAUUUUUUAGAAAGGUUUUUGCUGAAAUAAAUAGUUUAUGAGCA
Hippoglossus stenolepis (Pacific halibut) is the source of this 1865-nucleotide messenger RNA. RefSeq names its product myelin protein zero-like protein 3. The transcript is spliced from 6 exons. The coding region runs from base 213 to 962 and encodes 249 amino acids. Gene Ontology annotation, cellular component: membrane. The record is from RefSeq and is a predicted model, not a curated record. Lineage: Eukaryota; Metazoa; Chordata; Actinopteri; Pleuronectiformes; Pleuronectidae.